Molecule: messenger RNA, 3582 nt
Organism: Contarinia nasturtii (swede midge)
Lineage: Eukaryota; Metazoa; Arthropoda; Insecta; Diptera; Cecidomyiidae
Product: dual specificity mitogen-activated protein kinase kinase dSOR1-like
Exons: 6
Coding region: 977-2956 (659 amino acids)
Biological process (GO): protein phosphorylation
Molecular function (GO): protein kinase activity; ATP binding
Source: RefSeq, a predicted model, not a curated record
UGUUUUUUGGUGAUUUCUAACAUAUUUUAAUCACAUUGAAUCAGUUUUUGAUACUCUGAAUUGGAUCGUAUAUGUGAGACAGUGUUAUUACUAAUAAAAAUAUAGCUGAAACUUUCGCACUUGAAGCAAACAAACGAAACAAAAAGAAUUGAGAAGAAUUUAUCAAUCAACGAUUUCAGUGUUGAAUACCAAUUCGUUUUUAUUUGGUGACUGUGUGAUAAUUGUUAAAAUAUAUGUAUCUAUCCGGAAACGGUGUAUUGCGAUAGCAAAAAUACCUUCUUUUUUUGUUGAAUGUGAAUUAAUUGUGGACUGUAGCGAAAAAUAAGAGAAUUGCCUAAUUUACGGCUGAGCUCAUUGUCAGAGGAGAAACUUGUACAAAAACCUCGACCAGUGUGUUGGUUCUUUGCAACAUUGAGUUUUCAGCACCAAAAAUUCAUUAAGACAACAUAGAUCAAGAUCUGAAAACAUCCAAAAUCAAUAUCAAUUUGUAUCGCUGGAUGUUAAGCAUCAAAACCUCGUAAAAUUAAACAAAAUAUUUAAAACAAAACUAAGUAUCUAUUUUAAUGAUUUUAACGCCAUUUUUUACAUUUUGAAUGUGUUUUUUAAGCACAAAACUCUCCAAAUUGUGAAAAAGUUCCUGACAGAGUGCGUCUACGCUUCUAUCAAAUUGGUCAUUAAAAAUACAUUGUGUCAGUUUUAACACAUUUGCUUCACAAACAAAUCAUUUGGACACCUACACAUACAUGCUCAGGUAUACGGUUAACACACAAAUACAUGAGCCACCUAAUUAGAGCGUACAGCGUCCCGGUUAUAAAUAGAAGUAUUUUGCCGUUUAUUAUCAUUCAGUUUUAAAUUUUUGACAAAACAAGAACAUUUUAAGCGCAGAGUAAAUUAAAGACUAGAAAGUGAAAAAAAAAUCCAUAAAGUACAUUUGAAAGUUAGUGAAACGCGCAGAAAAAAGAAAAAUUUACUUAAAAUGUCGAAGAAUAAAUUUAAUUUGACUAUACCAACAUCGGUUUCAACGAUGUCGAUGGAAACACCUUUGACCAUUCCAUCGCGGCCACAAGUACCGAUCAAUAAAUACAGCUCUAAUGAAUAUCCAUCCAUUGUUGGUGAUUUGGAAUCGUUCGAACCAGCGCCGAAUGUGAUGAAUGCAAAACACCAGUUUAAUUCAAGCAUGCCAACGCCGGCAAGUGCCUAUUCGCCCGAGCCCAUGGAAAUUCAAUCGCGAUCAUUCCAAACACCGCCCGGCAUAAUGUCGAAGAAUAACUUUGGUCUUUCGGUUCCGAAGCCGAUGAAUAUUCCGCCGAAGCCAUUGGAAAGAUCAACGAGAGAAAAUCAAACUUUAAUGUACGAGAAGCCAUCAAUGGACAUGUAUGGGCGAUCAAAUGCGUUGAAAAACCAGUUCAAUUCACCUGGUUCAUCAACUUCGAUUAAUUCACCAGUUAUUCCACCCCGAUCAUUUAAAAGGCUACCCAUCAGGAAUCAAUUUAAUACGGUUCCAGUGAUUGCUCCAAAACCUAUGAACGUGACGCCGAAACCAUUAGACAGAGCAACCAUUGAAAUGUUCGAGAGACCAUCAAUGCAAACAUAUGGAAGAGAUUAUGGAAGAGCGUCAAAUUUAACACUACCAUCAUUAUCGUCAACUUCGAUUAAUGCACCAAAUCCGUUGGAUAUUCCGCCGAGAACAUUCCCAAUGCGACCAAACACAAUGCCCAAAAAUAAACCGAAUUUAACAUUGCCAUCGGCUCCAAUAAUUUCACCGAAUGCACAGUAUGCUCCUCCAAUGUACGAGUCGACCCCAAAGAUUGUGCCAAAGAAUAAAUUUAACUUAUCGUUGCCAUCGGCUUCGAUAAACAUAUCAAAACCGAUGGACACUUCACCACCACCAUUUGAAACAUCAUCGGACGCAGAUUCGAGUUUGCUAAACCAGUCGAAGAACAGUGUUGAUUCGAUGACGCAAUUAUUCGAAGAGCUCGAUGUGGACGAGUACGCUCAAAAUCGUUUGAAAUUAUUCUUGAAGCAACGCGAAGAAAUCGGCGAAAUUCGUGCAGAUGAUUUGGAAAAAAUUGGCGAACUUGGUGCGGGAAAUGGGGGUUCGGUGAUGAAAGUGCGUCACAUCCCAACGCAGUUGAUAAUGGCACAAAAAAACAUUCAUUUGGAAAUUAAGCCAACGAUUAGAAAACAAAUUCUUCGCGAAUUGCAAGUGUUAAAUCACUGCAAUUAUCCGCAUAUUGUUGGAUUUCACAAUGCAUUUCAAGUUGAUGGUGAAAUCAGUAUUUGCAUGGAAUACAUGGACGGUGGUUCAUUGGAUUUUAUUUUAAAACGAGUUGUACGCAUUCCCGAACCAAUUUUGGGAAAAAUUACACUUGCUGUGCUCAAAGGAUUGAGCUAUUUACGCGAUAAACAUGCAAUCAUGCACAGAGAUGUAAAACCCAGCAACAUUCUGGUUAAUAGCUGCGGUGAAAUUAAACUUUGUGACUUUGGCGUAUCUGGACAAUUGAUCGACUCGAUGGCAAAUACUUUUGUCGGCACACGGAGUUACAUGGCGCCUGAGCGAUUGUUGGGUGAUCAUUAUUCGGUGCAGUCCGAUAUUUGGUCAUUGGGUGUGUCACUCAUUGAAAUGGCGAUUGGUGUUUAUCCGAUACCACCACCAACUCGACAAUUUAUCGAUGAAAUUCUGAAGGACGAUAAACCACCACCGCAACCGAAGAUGGCCAUUUUUGAUCUUCUUGAAUACGUUAGCAAUCAACCGCCACCAAGAUUACAGCACGAAUAUUUUAGCAACGAAUUCAGUCAUUUCACCGAAAGUUGCUUGCAAAAGGAUCCAAAUGAACGUGCUAAUCUUGCAACGCUUUUGAAACAUCCCUGGAUCAAGAAAUAUGAGAACCAACCGAUAGACGUUGCUGGAUGGGUUUGUACCGUAAUGAACCUACCACCACCAACACCAAAUUAAAUGAGAGUCUUGACUGCAAAAACAUAAUCAUGCAAAAAUAUGUUUUUUAAAACUUUAUUGGAGAUAAGUCAAAUGAUCACAUAUUUCAAAAAACCAUAGCCAUAUCUAUAGAGUUUGACUAUGAUAGUAAGACACAGUCAUGAGUAGCUUGAAUUCACAUAUACUUUUUGAUCAGAGUAACCGAUAUAUUUUGUAUUACAUUUGCAAAACACACAAGUCAGUGGAGCUUGUCAUUACAUGACAAUCAAACUCUCUUAUUUACUUUAAAUCACAUGUUGUUACUUUCUACCUUUCUAUCACAUAAAACAUACAUUUAUACAUAAAAAAUACAAAAUUGAAAAUGAAUAAAACUGUCAAGGGUAUGGCAUGCUAUGUAAAAUGUUGGCGAACAAAAACCUUACAAAUUUAUCGGAAUAAACCUUAUAAUUCUAUGAACAAAAUUACACAAAUAUGAGAUAGUCAAUACGAAAUUUGUAAUUCAGAUUCUAUCCGAUAGAUGGCGUUACGGUUUGGCACGUCGCCAUGUCUCUCAUAUACGUGCCAUUCCCUUGAAAACUGUUUUCAGCCAAAAAUGCAGAUAUUUUUAUUUUGAAAAAAUCAAUACAAUUUUCAAAGAUUUAAGAUGU